AAGUACUCAAAGUUUUUUUUUGUUUUGUUUCCCCUGGGGAAUGUUGAAAAAACAAGCAAUAAUUAAUUGAUUAUGACCACAGUGUUAAAUAACCAUAGUGAUGAUAAACAACAAGAAAAAUUAGAAAAAUGUAAAAAAUUAUUAUCAUUACGUUCAGCACCGUUAGCAUCGUUUGAAGAUUUACCAACCGAUGAACAGAAUAGUUCUACUUCCCAUUCAUCAGAUGAUGAUGAUAAUGAAGAAAAACAUCAACAACAACAACGACCAGAAUCAUCAUCAUCCGGACAGCAAACAUUACAAUCUUCAUCACAGAUAACCGUAUUGAUAACCGAUCAUGAUGAUGAUGGUAGUGGUGGUGAUCGAAUUCAUUCAGCAGCAGCAUCCAUUAUCAAUGAUGAUGGUGCAAGUUCACUUAGUCCAAAAUUGCCUAAAGCCAACCAACGUAAAGGAUCAUGGACGGAUAUUUUUUUCGGUAGAAAAUCACCAACAAUUAUUCCAACAAAAGAAAGAAAAUUUAGUUUAUUAUCAUUUAAAUUUUCAUUUAAAGAUGAUAAUAAACAACAACAACAGUGUGAAUUAACACCAAUGACUGUGAUUGAUUCAAGAAGAAAAACACCAUCACCACCUGUUAUAAUUGAUUGUGGCAUACAAUUAACACCAACCAAUCAUUCAAAUAUUGAUGAUUUAUUUUCAAUAACAACAACAACUUCAAAUAAUACAAUUGUUUAUAUUCAUGAAAAUCCAGAAGGAUCUACUUCAAUUCCAGAAUCCAAAACAGAGCUUCCAAUCACCAAACAACAACCAUCACAGGAAAGUGAUUGUGAUUCUUUAUGUUCAUUAUGUCAACACAAUGAUGAUAAACUACCACCAUUCUGCCAUGAAACGAAUACUACAGAUGACCAAACCGAAUGUUCAGAAUGUGAAAUUUGUUGCGAAAAUGAUCAUGUCGCUAACAACAAUAAUAAUGAAUCAACCGAUAUGGAUAUGAUUGCCGAUUAUGAAGAUAAUAAUGAUGAUGAUGAUAAACAAAUCAAUAAUAACGAUAAUCAUUUGAAAUUAGAAUCAAGUUAUGAUAGUUAUGAGCUUGAAAUGCUUGUAAAAAAUGAUGAACUUGAUUUAAAUAGAAAAUUUCAUCAUUCAAAUGAUGAUUAUAAAAUUGAAGGAUUUAAUGAUACUAGCCACAACAACAGACGUCCAUCAUUUGGAAAAAAUUUGGAAGAAAAUUUUCAAAGUAAAAAUUUACCAACACUAUCGAUUGAAAGACCACAUAGUAUUGUACCUGUAACAAAUAUUGAAAAAUUUGAAGCUUAUUUGGAUAAAUUUUCCAUUAAAAAUAAUAAUGAAAUUGAAAUGAAAACCGAUGAUUCAUCGAAAUUAAAAAUAAUUUUACCAGUAGACAUUACAAAAUCUUCCAGAUACAGCCGUAAAAGUAAUCCAUUUAUAUGGCUACAAUUUUGUGAACAAGGAUUGAAAAGUCCAAAAAUUCUGCGUAAACGUGCUAAAAGUUGUUUUCCUAGCCUAACUCCACAACAAUUUUUCUUCAAUUCUUUUACGGAUCUAACGAAUAAUGAUAAUGAUGAUGAUCUUAAAGCAUCAUCACCCGGAAAUUUAACACCAAUAACUCCAUUGAAAAAUUUAGAUAUGGUUGAUGGUGAUGAUAUAUUUCGUAAUGAUCAUUUCGAACCGAAAAUUAAUUUCAAAAAAUCAAAGAUGAAAAAUCAAUCAAUGAAUAGUGAAUGUACUUGCAGUUGUGCAACAACAACAACAACAACUACACCGUUAACUAGUCCGACAAUUACAAUGACAACCAACAAUCUUGUAUCAUUGACAACAGCAACAACAAUCGAUAGUGAAACGAAUAUUUGUCUCGAGAUGACCAGCGAAGAUGAAUCAAUGAUCGAACAAAGUGAUCGAUCGAAGAAAAAUUCAACAAUGGUAGAAUUGAUUGGUGAAGAUCAACCAUUAUUAGUUUCUCCAUGUGAUUGUAUCUGUCAUCAUCAUCAGAUCAUAUCAUCAUCAACGACAAAAAAAGAAUUCGCAACCAAAAUAAAAAUACAGGAUAAAAAGAAAAAUGUCGAAAGUAAAAAUGUUGAAAAACAAAUGACAAGUGAUGAAAUUACUUCGUCCGAUCUUUGUCUGAUCUCAUCAUCAUCAUCAACAACCUUAUCAUCAUCAACAACAUCAUCGUCUUCGUCAUCAUCCUCGCCAUCAUCUUCAGUAUCAUCACCAUCAUCAUCUAUAUCACCUUCAUCAUCAUCUACAUGA
Messenger RNA from Dermatophagoides pteronyssinus (European house dust mite), 2265 nucleotides. RefSeq lists its product as uncharacterized. NCBI's taxonomy places the organism in Eukaryota, Metazoa, Arthropoda, Arachnida, Sarcoptiformes, Pyroglyphidae. The record is from RefSeq and is a predicted model, not a curated record.